CUUUCACCAUUUGAACUCGUCCGAGACCAUACGUGUUUGAAUUGCACGACAAGAGCUUCUCGCACACACCCACGUCAACAGGGAGCAGAUCGGAUUUAUCCGGGCGAUAAUUAACCUCUCGAAAAUUUAAGACUCUUGUCAGAAAAUAAACUUCGGUGCCCUCGCUCAUCUCAGAAAAAUGGCAACCGAAAAUACCCCUGCUUUCAACAAAGUGUUGUAUGCACCUCUUGCGGAGAUCGACCCAGAGGUAAAAAAUAUCAUCGACAAGGAAACAUGGAGGCAGUUCACCGGCCUUGAACUGAUCGCCUCAGAGAACUUGACCAGUCUUGCAACCAUGGAAGCCAACGGAUCGAUCCUCACUAACAAGUACUCGGAAGGUCUCCCUGGUGCUCGCUACUACGGUGGUAACGAGUACAUCGACGAACUCGAAGUUCUUUGUCGCAAGCGAGCCUUGAAAGCGUUCAACUUGGACCCGGCAAAAUGGGGCGUCAACGUGCAACCUUAUUCGGGUAGUACUGCAAACUUCGCAGCCCUGACCGCUCUUAUCCAACCCCAGGACCGUCUUAUGGGUCUUGGUCUUCCUGAUGGCGGUCACCUCACUCAUGGUUACUACACGGCUAAGAAGAAGAUGACUGCCUCCUCCAUCUACUUCCAAUCUUUCCCCUAUGCUCUGGAUCCGUCGACGCAGCUGAUUGACUAUGCCGGUCUUCGCAAGCAAGCCAAAAUUUUUAAACCCCGUCUGAUCAUCUGUGGUGCCUCUGCUUAUCCUCGGGACUGGGACUACAAGGCCCUCAGGGCUGUCUGUGAUGACGGGGGAGCUUAUCUCAUGGCUGACAUUGCUCACACCAGUGGUCUGAUUGCCGCACAAGAACUUAACAGCCCUUUCGAUUACUGUGAUGUUGUCACAACCACAACGCACAAAACCCUUCGUGGUCCUCGCGCGGGUCUGAUCUUCUUCAGGAAAGACGGUGCCAACUACGAAGAUCUAGAGAAACGUGUGAAUGAUGCCGUUUUCCCUGCAUGCCAAGGUGGCCCCCACAACAACACCAUUGCUGCGGUCGCCACAGCACUCCUGCAGGUUUCUCAGCCUGAGUUUAAGGAGUACGCACGUCAGGUGAUCGCAAAUGCGAGGAUGUUGGGAUCUUCUCUCCGCGAACAUGGGUACAAGCUUCAAACAGAUGGAACUGACAACCAUCUCGUACUCUGGGACCUCCGCCCGCUAGGUUUGACAGGCAGCAAGGUCGAGAAAGUUUGUGACCUCCUUGGGAUCACGAUCAACAAAAACGCAGUAUCUGGAGACGCUUCUGCCCAGACUCCCGGGGGUAUUCGACUUGGCACAUCUGCGCUAACCUCACGCAACAUGAAGGAGGAAGACAUCAAGGUCGUGGCUAACUUCCUUCACCGUGCCAUCCAGCUCUCUAUGACUCUCCAGAAGGAGGCUGGUACUAAAAUGCUCAAAGACUUCGUCCGCGUUGCCACGACCGAGACCGAAGGCAAAGUUGGUGCCAAGAUGGUGAAGGAGCUCCGCCACGAGGUCGUCACGUUCGCCCGCAAGUGGCCUCUGCCUGGUGUAAAUGUGGCCGGGCUCCAGCGCCCCGCUGGGAUCGAGGAGGACUUCUAAGUUAAAAUCCUCUCUUGAAUACUUUUUUCCACUUUACUCUUUGGAUCCAGAUGAGAAUGCUGAGAUGAGAACGACUUCAACGAUCACCUUGCAACCAUAGUGGACAUUCAACAUCGUUCACGUAGCAUGCUGUAUUGUUAUUGAUGUAGUACUAAUGAUGUGCUGGCAGCCUUUGCGCUUUUGCAAAGGUUGUGACUUAGGAAUUGUUACGAAAAUACGUGGUUUGUGUCGUGGUACUAUAGAUCGCGCUUUGAGACUUCCAAAAUUACAAUGGUGGAGGUAGAGUCAUAGGAUGGACCUAUCUGCUCUACGCGCUUUGCCUCGGUGGGAGAGUACCCGGGUUACUGAGGUAGACCACGUCUGUGCUGUCGAGGGUAU
Pisolithus orientalis is the source of this 1999-nucleotide messenger RNA. Its product is annotated as serine hydroxymethyltransferase. Gene Ontology annotation, molecular function: cobalt ion binding; serine binding; glycine hydroxymethyltransferase activity. Gene Ontology annotation, biological process: folic acid metabolic process; tetrahydrofolate interconversion; L-serine catabolic process. The record is from RefSeq and is a predicted model, not a curated record. Gene Ontology annotation, cellular component: cytoplasm. Lineage: Eukaryota; Fungi; Basidiomycota; Agaricomycetes; Boletales; Pisolithaceae. Bases 179 to 1621 code for a protein of 480 amino acids. The transcript is spliced from 10 exons.